UCUGGGAAGGGCGCACUGAUACCCAAGGAAGGACUACGAAUCCCAGCAAGCAGUUCGCUACGCGAGGGCGCAGGAGGAGGAGGAGGAGCCGUCGGGCCCUGAGGAGCCAGGCAGUGGUGGCACGUGGCAGAGGUGGCCAUGGGGAAGCGCUACUUCUGUGAUUACUGUGACCGGUCCUUCCAGGACAACCUCCACAACCGCAAGAAGCACCUGAAUGGGCUGCAGCACCUCAAGGCCAAGAAGGUCUGGUAUGACAUGUUCCGAGAUGCAGCCGCCGUCUUGCUGGAUGAACAGAACAAGCGGCCCUGCAGGAAGUUUCUGUUGACAGGCCAGUGUGACUUUGGCUCCAACUGCAGAUUUUCCCACAUGUCGGAGCGAGACCUCCAGGAGCUGAGUGUCCAGGUGGAGGAGGAGAGGCGUGCCAGGGAGUGGCCACUAGACAUCACCGAGCUCCCUGAAGGCCAUCUGGAGGACUGGCUGGAAAAGAGAGCCAAGCGACGGAGCUCAGCCCCAAGCAGCAGGGUCCAGCCCAUCAGAACCACUGUCUUCCAGUACCCUGUGGGCUGGCCGCCAGUCCAGGAGCUGCCUCCAUCCUUGAGGGCACCCCCGCCUGGGGGGUGGCCCCUGCAGCCCAGUGUCCAAUGGGGCUGAGCCCCUUGUCCCCAGCUGACCCCCACCUGGUCGGCUCUUUGCGUUAGUCACAGUAACAGUAAGGGCUCACCCUGGGGAUGUCUGUGGUACCCCAUAGAGCCUCUGAAGCCAUCAGCUCACAGAAGCCCAGGAGUCCUCCCCCAGCCCUGGGCCUGGCUCUGUGCCGGGCAGCUCCAGCCUCCCUUUCCUCCACACUCUCUCCCUCACCGGGCAGCUUGACAAGAGGGUGAGAAAACUUCCUUCCGGUUGUUUAUAAAGAAAGUCUGUCACCACA
Manis javanica (Malayan pangolin) is the source of this 925-nucleotide messenger RNA. It is a transcript of the gene ZMAT5, whose product is annotated as zinc finger matrin-type 5. Gene Ontology annotation, cellular component: U12-type spliceosomal complex. Lineage: Eukaryota; Metazoa; Chordata; Mammalia; Pholidota; Manidae. Gene Ontology annotation, molecular function: zinc ion binding. The record is from RefSeq and is a predicted model, not a curated record.